CAAUUGAGUUAUCUAUGAGAAGAGUUAAGAUAUUCUAUGCUGUGAGUCUCCACCUACCUUUGAGAAAUGUAUGUAUGAUCAUUUAGGAGGCAGUGACAUUUGAGGAUGUGGCUGUGAACUUCACCAUGGAGGAGUGGGCUUUGCUGAAUUCAUCCCAAAGGGAGCUCUACAGAGAUGUGAUGGGGGAAACCUUCAGGCACGUGGCUGCCAUAGGAAGAGCUGGGAAUAAUCAAGAAGUUGAAAAAGAACACAAAAAUUCCUGGAGAAGUCCAAGAAAUGAAGAGUUAGGGAAAUUCCCUCAGUAUGAAGGUUGGAAUCAAUAUGAAGAAAUACUCCUUUGUACUCUACAUGCUAAUGUGAAUGUAAACCAAAUAGACAUACACAAUAGUGAUGAGAUCCAUCAAACAAACUGCAGUGGAGGGAAACACAGUGUAUGUAAACAAUGUGGGAAAGCUUUCAGAGGAAAGAGUCAUUUUGAAUGUUGUGAAAGAACUCACACAGGGGAGAAACUUCAUGUAUGUAAGCACUGUAGCAAAGCUUUCAGCACACGUGGAUCUUGUCAAGUACAUGAAAGACUUCACACUGGAGGAAAACCCUAUGUAUGUAAACAAUGUGGUAAAGUUUUCAGAGGAAAGAGUCAUUUUGAACGUCAUGAAAGAACUCACACAGGGGAGAAACCCUAUGUAUGUAAGCACUGUGGCAAAGCUUUCAGCAGACGUGGAUCUUGUCAAAUACAUGAAAGACUUCACACUGGAGAAAAACCCUAUGUAUGUAAGUACUGUGGCAAAGCUUUCAGCACACGUAAAUCUUGUCAAAUACAUGAAAGACUUCACACUGGAGAAAAACCCUAUGUAUGUAAACAAUGUGGUAAAGCUUUCACCACCCGUAUAUCUUGUCAAAUGCAUGAAAAACUUCACAGUGGAGAGAAACCCUAUGUAUGUAAACAAUGUGGUAAAGCUUUCAGCUUCCGUACAAAUUGUCAAAUGCAUGAAAGACUUCACACUGGAGAGAAACCGUAUGCCUGUAAACACUGUGGGAAAGCUUUCAGCACAAAACGUCAUUGUCAAACACAUGAAAGAGUUCACACUGGGGAGAAACCCUAUAUAUGUAAGCAGUGUGGGAAAGCUUUCAGCAGAAACACUCAAUGUCGCAGUCAUGAAAGAACUCACACUGGGGAGAAACCCUAUGUAUGUAAACAAUGUGGGAAAGCUUUCAGUACACAUGGAUAUUGUAAAAUACAUGAAAGAACCCACACUGGAGAGAAACCCUAUGUAUGUAAGCAAUGUGGGAAAGGUUUCAUUAGGUACUAUGAUUGUAAAAUACACGAAAGAAUUCACACGGGGGAGAAACCCUAUGUAUGUAAGCAUUGUGCGAAAGCUUUCAGCACGCACCGUGGUUGUAAAGAACAUGAAAGAAUUCACACUGGGGAGAAACCUUAUAUAUGUAAAGAAUGUGGGAAAGCUUUUAACCAAAAGAGUUGUUGUAAGAAACAUGAAAGAACUCACACUAGAGAAACACUAGUUAUGUAAGCAAUGUGGAAAAGUUAGCAAAAGCAAUCAUUGUCAAAAACAUGAACUCACACAAGGCAGAAACAUGCAAAAAUACUGUGGAAAAUUUUUCUGCACAUGCACAGAAUGCGUGUAAAAUAACAUGAAAGAAUUCAGACUGGAGAAACCCUUUGCAUGUAAAUAAUGUCAGAAAGCUUUUACCACACAUGGUUCUUGUGAAAUACAUGAGACAACACACAGGGGAUAAAACCUAUGUAUGUAAGCAAUGUGGGAAAGCUUUCAACACGUGGAUUUUGUGAAAUACAUGAGAGAACUCAUAGUGGAGAAACUCUAUGUAUGUAAGCAAUGUGGGAAAGCUUUUAGCAGAAACUCUGUCAGAUUCAUGGAAGAAUUCACACUGGGGAGAAACCCUUUGUAUGUACAGUGUGGGAAAGCUUUCACCAUACAUCAGUAUUGUAAGAUUCAUGAAAGACUUCACACUGGAGAGCAGCCCUGUCUGUGCAAGCAAUGUGGGAAUGUUUUCACAACAGACAGAUCUUGUCAACGACAUGAAAAAAUUGACAGUGGAGAGAAACCCUAUAUAUGUAAACAAUGUGGGAAAGCUUUUCCCACAAUCCAACAUUUGCGAACACAUGAAAGAAUUCAUACUUGGAAGAAAUUGUGUAUAUAAGCAUUGUAGGAACAAUUUCACAAGGCAGAGUGAAUGUAAAGUACAUGAAAGAAUUCACACUGAAAAUUCAUUCUAUGUAUAUAAACAAUGUACAAAUACUUUCUGUACACAUAAUAAUUCUAUAUUCAUGUAUUCAUAUAGGAAAGAACAUCCUGGGCAGAAAUCCUAUGUAUAUAAGUAAUGUGGGAAAGGUGCUAGUCCACAUCCAUCUUUAAGUACAUGAAAGAAACCUCACUGGAGAAAAACUUUAUACAUUCAAACCAAAUUUGAAAAUCCUGUGAAAAUUUUUCAUACAGUGGAGACCUGAAAUAAUGCCUGAUGUUUGAUGCCAAUACAUCUUCACAGAUUUUCCAGAAAAUACAGUUCCCAUAUAAAAUUGUCCUAAAGUAGGUGCAUAGUGUUGUUUUCAGUAAAUCAUUUAUACAUAUCUAUAUUGUGUAUUUGUAGGGUUUAAUAUGAAAAUAUUGAGUUUACAUAAUUUUGUAUUUUUAAAUGCUGAAUACAUAGUGUCUUUUAAUUAAAUAUGUUGAAUUGGAAAAUGUACUUUUUAGUUUCAAGUAUGGUGGUUUUCUAUGGACUUAAUGUUUUUCCUUCAUUAUUGGCAGAUACAGGCAAUAUUGCAUAUUUUUCUUUCCUACUGGAGCCAAUCUUAUCAUUUCCAUAAUUUUUUUUUACCAUCAAAAUUUUAUGUUUCAUGUUUAUAUUGCAGUUUUAAUACAGUGUUAAUUUUUCCACCGUAUGUAUCCAAAAUAAACCAUACUGCAAGCCUUCUGUACAAAGAAAAAG
Molecule: messenger RNA, 2964 nt
Organism: Chinchilla lanigera (long-tailed chinchilla)
Lineage: Eukaryota; Metazoa; Chordata; Mammalia; Rodentia; Chinchillidae
Product: zinc finger protein 709-like
Exons: 4
Coding region: 126-1529 (467 amino acids)
Biological process (GO): regulation of DNA-templated transcription
Source: RefSeq, a predicted model, not a curated record